CAAGCCUCCCUACCUCCGAGGAACUGUCAGAAGGGUUUGAUAAGUAAGUACUUCUACUUAGAUACCUGCUCCACCUCCAUUACGGACUACAUCAUCUACAAGAUGCCGUCGCCUUGUUCGCGGCAUUUUUGUCGUGCCGGGCAACCACUCUCCUUACACGACCUGUUGCUCGUUCAUUUUUUCUACUCGUUUUUGUUCUUCGGCAGCUUCGACGCACUCACCCCUUGGAAGUCGCCCGUGUUCAUCUUCUCGGUGCCGUUCUUCGCCGCCGGCGCAGCUCAAGAAGAUGCCACUACACUAAGGCGCCGCAAGACUGGAGAUGAUGUCGUGCAGGAUCAUCUUAAUGCUGCAAGACGACUGGAGGCGGAAGCGCAAGUAGUUGCAGCAGGAGCAGCUGCACCCCCACUGAUGAACAUGUACAUGGCGGCACAACCCGCGACGAAGAACCCAUGCGAGCUCGCAGCUGACGCUGGACAGGAUGGAGCAGGUGGAAGUACGACAAUAUCCCCAGCCGCAAAGCAGGCCGGUGUGGAUUUGGACGAUUUGAAGAACCCAGAAGUCGAUGCUGGCGCGUGCAUAAUAUGAGAGUGCACAACUCCCCCUCCCCCUCAUUAGUAUUGCAUGAACAGCAAUACAAGCACCAGCACACGUGGCGCCUGUGCAUGACAAAUUCACGUGCCUAGUGUAGUAAUGUUUGGGCUUCGGGAAUCUGUGAUGCAAACAGUACCAAAGGGAGGCGCUUGGAUUUCGAGUUUUGCAUGACAAAUGAGGGGGAGGGGGACUUAUGCACUCUCAUACAUAAACGCCGCGUACUCCACGAUCUUCGACGAGGAGAGGCACGGCGGAAUAUCCCCUGAAAAUGAACCAUCCCCAUCCAAUUUCUCAUGCAAAACAUGAAGGAAAUUCUCUGUUUGUCAUGCAAAAAAUGGAUGGGGAUCAUGGUUAAUUUUCAGGAAAUAGGGAAACCGAAAUGCUGCUAGUCACCUCUGGGUGAGCUGGGCCACCGAAAGACUGCGGAACAAGGAGGUCGACUUCGAUCGGUGGCUGGACUUGAUGCGGAAUUUCUGUCCGGUGUCGGGUUCACCACUGGGCGGCGGCGGGAACGUGAUUAGAUGGAAUAGCGUACCACAAGAAAAAGUGUUAACGUUAACGGAAUUUGUCAUGCAGUAAUGCAUCAGAAAAGGUGCCCACAUUUGUAUUGCGUAGCAUGCAUGGAAGGCAAAAUUUGUAAUGCUUAGCUGCCAACUGUGAAAACCGUUAACACUCUUUUGCUUGAUAUAGCGGGCCCCAGGACCGACACCGCCUGCGGUCAGUCGCCAAAAGCGAUACAGUAUGAACUGCAAAUAAAGUAUCGUACUCGUGGCAAUCGCAUUUAUGCAUGCCAAAUCUCUUUUUCAAGGUAAAUCAGCAUGAAAAAUUCCAUUUGUCAUGCUGAGCAAAUUUGUAAUGCGCUUACUACAAGCUACGAUGCUUUUGCACUUCAUAUACAGACGGGCAGGCCAUUCCGCCGGGAGAAACGCACCACUGUUGCGUUCUAUGAAUUGCAAAAAUGUCUAGGUCUGGAAGAUUGCAGCUUGUCAUGGUAAAUCUGAAGCAUGCAAAAGUCUGUGUUGCAUGAGUUCCAAAAGCUGUCCACUUUUGACCAAGUUGGAACGGAGUUUCUCAUGCAGAAAAGGCAUGGCAGAGGCCUCGCAGAGUCUGCCAUGCUAAGUCCCGCAUUCCAGACCUCAUGGGUCAUGGAAAAUCUGCAUGACAAGUUGCAAUCUUCCAGACCCAGACAUUUUUACACUUGAUACGUUCCCUGCGUCUGCGAUAUGGACACGCACGUACGGGUGGAUACCUGGGUAUGGAAGCGUCAGGUUUGAAAUCGUCAAAGUUGAAAUAAUUUGUAAUGCAUAAAAUGCAUGACCCGCGGCACGUGUGUUGCAGAGCAGGCAAGUGAGGCCGAUUGUAAGCCUGUUUGGGGUUACAGCUCGAGCUGCUAAAGUAGCAUGAGAAAGUCGCCCUUCUUUGCCUAAACAGCAUGACAGAGUGGAUUUAGGGACCACCGAAAUUUGUCUUGCGCCACUUGGAAACUGGGUUCGUUCCAAGUGGCAUCCAUUUUAUGCAUCACAAAUCAUUUCCACUUUGAGGAUUUCCAUUCUGAGGGUGUCAUACUGGGUUCCGAAAGACAAAAACCAGCAAAGUCUGAUCCCGGCGGACUACAAGGGCGGGCAGGUGGAAGGAAUAUGCAUUGCAACAGUAUCGUACUGGUAGUAUGAAUCGCAUUACAAAUUUGCUCAACAUGACAAAUCAUGGAACUUGUCAUGCUAAACUACCUAAGAACAAGAAACCAGGCUUGUCAUGCUAGUUUGGCAUUUAAGUAUACGAAUACGAUACUUUUGCAGUGCAUAAGGAAAUCCCCUCGCGAAUUCGGAGUUGGUACUCUACGCAUUGGUGAUCCGGGACCCGUGCGCGGCGCAUUCGGAGCAGUCACACGCAAGGAAGAAGCUGCAUUGGCUCACUGGAGAUGGCGAAGAUGAUGAGAAGAGCGAGACGAGCAGUAGUACAACUGCAACUGGUAGUGGCACGACUUCUUCUUCGCAGAACAAUAAAAACCAUCGAAAGGCUACGGAAAAUAAAGUGGAAGAAAAACUGGACGUCAUGAUGGCAAUGGCAGGAACAUCAUCUUCAAAAAAGCAGUACAGCCCGGCUCCGGCGAUCCUCUGCGAAGACGAUGCGAAAAACCCGGGGAAGAAAGGUUUAGAACCAGAAAAGACGGAGAGGAGUGAAAACGGUUUUGUGGUCAUUGGCCUGUACUUCCCGACAAGUUCCUCUUCUUCUAACAAUGCUGCAGCUUCCUCCACAGGUACUAGUACUAGAGCCGACGGUGGUGCGGGACGAGUGGCGGAUGAUGCUUCAAGGACCGCAGACGAAGCUUCGAGUGUGGAGGAAUGUCAGCAGCGGCAAGCCGGGGGCUGUGCCACCAGCGGCAUGGGAGCCAUUUUCAUUCAGGCCGCCUGCCUCGGUUUUGCGCCUGACGCACAGAUUACCGCAACAAUCGCAGACGAUUUUUGGACCAUGCCGAAAGCACAAUGUGAAUCCAAUCUAGCCGACAAGUGUUUCGACAACAAGAAAGAGGGCCAAGACAGCGGCUCUCAAUUUCUGGAACUAGACCACAUGAAUCUGGCUAGCUACCACAUCGCUGGGAGGGCGCAUCUGGUAAAAAAAGGAGGAUAUUUUGUUUUAUUUCGCGUGAUGUCCUGCUGGAGGAGUGCUUCGACUUCACAUAUUACGGCACAAAAAUUGAAAUUCUGCCUUGCAUAUUGUAAGUACAUAAAUUAUGAAAAUCCGAUCAACCUACAAACACACGACGACCACCAGGUGUACCAAAGCACUCCUUCCCGUGCCACUGUCGUUCUUCGCGGAAAAUCUUCUACGCAAAGCAAGACACUCGUCGAAACACAACUCGCCCAAGCGUCGUCGUUGUUGCAGGACCGGACAUUGUUGAAAGAGCAUCGCGUACGGAAAGAACUUUCAGAAAAGAAGAUGGCGACCCGCUAUCCAGGGCGGAUUCGGACGAACAUACAGAAUUCCAACCCAGAGACGCCCGCCAGUGUGGUGAGAGGGGAGACGAAACUGGCGAAGGAACAUGAAAAUAAAUACGAGAAGGCGAUGACCACAGGGGGACCCCAAGCCGAAGCAAUAAACCAGCAAGACGCUCCUGCCGGAACAUCAAGUGGUGACAUCAAGGAAAACGAGUUUCUCCGAGGACGUAGAGGUUUGGCGAAGGACACAGUUCUUAGGAGUGGCUUCGACAUCAAACAAGAUGCCCGCCAUCACGACGACGACCUCCGUGUCCGUGCAGCGGAGUAUGAUGCAAAAGAAUACUAUGCGCAACCUGCCUCCACCUCAUCCAGCGACACCCGCAGCACCUUUUUCCACGGAGUGAAAACAAGCCUCCCCGCUUACUGGCUGCGGUUCCUGACGAGGUCCGGAAAUAAGAACAAGCAUGAAAACAACGAAGAGCACCAGAACAACAAACAGAGACAGAGAGCGACCUCUUCUGCCGAGGACAAAGUAGAUCUUCAUAGAACUUCCGCCUCUAUAUCGUAUCUCCACACCCUCGUCUACUCUCUCCCUACCGGCUGUGGGACGACGACCAAUUCGGGCGAAACUACAACUCUCGAGCAACAAGCUGCCUGUUUCGAGAAGUUCACAAAACAAACCCUGACACCGACCCUGAAGAACCAUUUAUUUCCAUCUGACGGAAAUAAAGUAGCGAAGGAAGCGCUGGAGAAGGUGUUUCUGCUGUUCGACGAAGGUGGAUCGUCUUCAGCAGGCGCUGGUGACCGUCGAGUAACUUUCCGCGUUUUGGAAUUAGACGAGGAAAUCAUGUUUGGGGAUGCAAGCAAAGAGUUAUGAAAUGCAAAUAUGUCUGGGUCUGGAAGCAUGGAACUUGUCAUGCUGUUUUUGGACUCUAAAAAAAUUUGUAUUGCAUGACCAGCAAGAGGGGCACAGUUUGUGCUACACGGACAGGUGCAUCAGGAAGCCCUCUAAAAGUCUGCGAUGCUAGGUCAUGCAUUACAGGCGUCAUGGGUCGUGAGAAAUAUGCAUGACUAAUCUUGUGCUUUUCUUCCAGACCGAGACACUUUUGCAAUUCAUAAGAGUUGUUCAUGAGCAACCUUUAUGUACAACCGGAAGGCAGCAGCACUAGUGGUCCCGGCGAUCCAGCUUUUUUUCCUCCAUCCAACACCGACGAUUCUUCCUCCGAAACCGAGAACACGUUCCUGUUGCUCUUCUUCAUCGUCGCAGCCGGGCUCGGCCUGUACGGGUUGCUACGGCGACGGAUGCUGAACAUCGGGAAGAUGAACGUGCGAAGAUCUACUUCAAGCGGGCAGUUGGCCGGGACUUCGAGCAGCGCAAAGUCUCCUUCCUGUGCUUCCAAAAGCAGUGGAGAAUCGAGCACUGCGCCCAUGGUCGUGCAGAUGAAGAAGACGAGGAGCAGCAGCGGUGCUGCUGGUCGAGGUGGAGCUGGUUCGACAAGUAGCACAGGCGCGUCCGUUAUUGGGCGUCGCGAGGAGUAGCAGGGGUUGAAGCGGGUGGAGUUGUGAAAUGAGGAUUGAGGCGCAGCAGCAAAUCAAAAACAGUGGAAGAUGAUGAAUAAACGAGAUCGAGAUAUUGAAAGAAAUGAUGCGUACCAAGUAUGAUCAUAAAUGAUCGCUCCCUAGUACUACUACAGCCUUGUUUUUAGUGGGGACCGAAAGUAGAAGAAGAUAUCGAGAAGCAUGUUGUUUGUGUUUGUAGAUUUUGGUCCUCGUCCAGGACACACAAGGCGACAAAACAAGGCCAACAGAUGAACGGCGGACACAGAAGUUUUAGCGCAAGCGAAGGGUGUAUGAAUGUUGUGGUCACGCGGCCAUGCAUGCGUCGCUGUUGUGCUCUUGUCACCGCGCAAGCGCAACAAAAUUGCAAUUUUUACUAGGUAAACAACGUAGUUUUGAUUUGAAAGCUGCCUUGGGAACAAGUAAGUAAGUAGAU
This is a messenger RNA of Amoebophrya sp. A120, 5520 nucleotides long. NCBI's taxonomy places the organism in Eukaryota, Dinophyceae, Syndiniales, Amoebophryaceae. The record is from the annotation of a GenBank genome assembly.